GCGCGCCGCCCGCACGUUUGGUUCGGGUCAUUAAAGCGAUCGUACAUGCCGAUGCUGAAGCGACACGGUCAGUGUCAAUCGGGCUAGUUUGGAGUUAGCCAGCUAGCUGGUUGAAUUCAAGUCCAACAGUUGGAGAGCGACUCGAGCGGUUCUGGGAUGAUGGCGGAGGGCGGCGGGAGCGUCGACCCGGCCGGCCUGCCCCCGGGGGACCCCCAGCUCAUCGCCAUGAUCGUGGAGCACCUGAAGAACCGAGGACUUUUCGACGAGUUCCGCCGCGACUGCCUGGCCGACGUCGACACCAAGCCGGCCUACCAGAACCUUCGUCAGAAGGUGGACAACUUUGUGACGUCGCACCUGAGCACUCAGGAGUGGAAGGCGUCCAUCAACAAGAACCAGAUGAGGAACGGACUCAGACAAAGUGUGGUCCAGUCGGGCAUGUUGGAGUCGGGGGUGGACCGGAUCAUCACUCAGGUGGUGGACCCCAAGAUGAACCACACCUUCAGACCGCACAUCGAGACGGCCAUCCAAGACUUCCUGUCGGGAGACAAGAAGGAUGAGCGCGCCGCCGCCGCCGCCGCCGAACCUUCCGAGCAGCCGUCCGAGGAACCCGAAAGCCCUUAAGGUGGUCGCUCGGGAAUUGGAUUGUGCCUGUUGAGGAGCGGGACACGACGCCAUCGCACGUGGGACGCGUCCGUGUUGAUGUUCCUUCUGGUGAACUCCAACGUGACCGUGACCCGCAUUCAACUUCUCUGACAACACUUUUCUUCCUUUUGUGACAAUUUAUUUGAAUGAAUCAAUUCUGUUCACAGUGCGACAUUUUCUCAAACGUUUUUGACAUUUUUCCAACGAAUUAGAAGACAAACAUCCAUCCGUCCAUCCAUUCAUUUUGUAAAGCGCUUUUCUUUUCCUCUUCAGGUUAGUUCAGGGGUCACGUUCACCCAACCGGACCAGUUUAUUGGUGGCGCGGUAAGCUAAAGACGACGACGACUCUCUAGAUUUUUCCUAUAGUUUUGGGCUGAUUUUUGGCGACCGGUCUGGGGCGUGUAGCCCCUCGGCCAGUGUCUCCCGGAGAACCGGAAGGGACGAACCUGCCGCCAGGAAGUCCUUGUUGCGCGUUUCGGGCUCGGCUCGAAACCAAUUUGAGACGCUCCACGUCUACUUAGCCGAGCAAUAUCGAAGCAGACCAAAAAAACUCAAAAUCUCAGCAAAGCAAAAAGUUUUUUUCUUCCGACAACAUUUCUUAAUAAAAAAUACAUAUAUAUAUAUAUAUAUAUAUAUAUAUAUCGUGAUACCUUGCAACAUUCAAAGUCGAAAAUGUUGUGGCAAAUUAAAAAUGUUUUCAUUUUCCAGCUUGGUGCUAAGGCGCUAUAUGUUCAAGUGAGUUGAGGAGCUUCAUUUAGACAACUGAUUAAAACGUGCAGCGGGUUGUAAAUGUCCCCCGGGCCGCGCUUGGGCCACCCGUGCACUAGGGGGCAGAGCUGAGCUCGUCUCGAUGACGUUCAAACAACUUUUCAAGGCCGGCGGUGUUGCCGUCGCCAUGGCGAAUACGCCGCCGCCGCCGGGAUGGGAGGCCAUCGGCGUCCAAAGUCCCGUUGCGAGGACACGUCUGCGCGUCCGCCAUACUGGAUGUGUCAAAUGUUUUUCCGGACACUCACGCAAGGUAACGAGCGGCAUUCAAAGUGUGUCUCAUUCACACAAUAAUCAAGUUGGGAAACAAAAACAAUAAAAGUCACUUUGAAAUGA
Molecule: messenger RNA, 1743 nt
Organism: Phyllopteryx taeniolatus (common seadragon)
Lineage: Eukaryota; Metazoa; Chordata; Actinopteri; Syngnathiformes; Syngnathidae
Gene: bod1
Product: biorientation of chromosomes in cell division 1
Exons: 3
Coding region: 157-621 (154 amino acids)
Source: RefSeq, a predicted model, not a curated record